UGGAUCUGUGGAUAAAUGUCUAUUUUUUCAAAUAUUCAAAAUUUCAAAAGAUCCCUGUUUGAAGAUGGCUUGAAGAUUAUUUAUUUAUUAUUUGAUGGAUUAUUUUAUGGCUUGAAGUUUUUGAAAUAUUAUAUUUAUGUGAAUUUACGGUCGAAUGGUGAUAAACAUAAAAUUCAAUAAAUACAAGUUUCAUUUGCAAGUGCAAUGUUAUACAGAAUCACGCAUGUGUGUAAAUUAUCGUUAAAACUGAAUAGGUUGAUGAAUCUCAACGGUUUUAAGAAUUAUUAAGGAAAUAUAGACAUUUUUUCACUCGGAAUUGGUUGGAAUAAUAAUGGAAGUGUCCAAAAAGGAAUGUAUAACAGUUUCUAUCAGAAUUAAACCAACUUUGAAAAGUAAAGAUACAUCAUGCAUACAAGUGAUAUCAAAAGAACCUCCUGUACUUGCAAUACCAGAGAGGUCUCAAGCUUAUCAUUUCGAUAAUAUUUUCUCUGAUGAAAUUGAUCAAGAAGAAAUUUAUGAUAAAACUGUAAAACCUUUAGUUGAUCAUGUUAAAAAAGGGUAUAAUUGUACUGUUUUUGCUUAUGGACAAACUGGAACUGGUAAAACCUAUACCAUGGGGACUGGAUUUCAGGGCUUGGAUGAUCUUUCACAUGUCGGAAUUAUUCCAAGAGUUUUGAAUGAUAUUUUUACAAAUCACGCGGAUAAUAAUGAAUUUGUAGAUAUUGGCAUAUCUUUUUUAGAGAUUUAUAAUGAGAAAGUUUUUGAUUUACUUCAGCCAGAUAGAAAGACUCCGUUAUCUGUUUCUGGAUUUGUUGUUCAAGACAUGGCAAUCAAAAUUAUAGACAGUAUUGAUUCAGCAAUGAUGUUAUUGGAAUUAGGAAGCAAGAAAAGACAUGUCGCUGAGACAAAACAAAAUAUAAAUAGUUCCAGAUCACAUGCAAUUUUUACAGUAUAUUUCACAGGAAGAAAUGGCACUGAAGAAGUAAAAGGAAAGAUAAAUUUAGUGGACCUAGCUGGUUCAGAAAGUGUGAGAAAAACGGGAAAUACUGGAAGUACAUUUCAAGAAGGUGUUAGUAUAAAUAAAGGGUUACUUUCAAUAGGUCAAGUUAUAUCAGCAUUGUCUAUGAAAUCUGCAUAUAUACCUUACAGACAGACAAUGAUAACAAGCAUUUUGCAAGGAUCACUGAAUGUUGAUAAUUACAUUUCAUUAAUAGCAUGUGUCAGUGCCAGUUCUGAUAACAUAACAGAGACUUUGCAAACCUUAGACUUUUCCCAAAGAGCUAAAAAGAUACGUAGUAAUCCAGAAGUGAAUCAGAUUAUAACAAAAUACAAAAAAGAACAUUCAAGUGCUAUUAGAACUCCCUUGAAGAGACAGACCACAACACCAUUAAAAACACCGGCAAGAAAAAAAACAAUUUUCUCUAUGCCUUUAAUAAACGAAGCAAAUCAAAGCCAAAUAGACAAUUCGAACCAAAUUUCAGUGUGUUCUUCAUCAGUUACUUCCAUUAUGAGUAACUAUAUGGAUAUCACUCAGGAAACUUUAAGCCCUGUUAUAAGAAAAUAUAUAACAAAAAUGGAAGUUUCUAUUAUGGAUAAACUGGAAAGUGUUAUAAAGAAUUCAUUAAAAACACCUGCAAAAUCAUCCCCUUUAGCAGCACCUUUACAGGCUGAUAAGGAAAAUACACCAGGUAUGUCAUGGAAUAAGAUUCAAAACGAAGUAUCCAAAUUAGUAAAGAGCGAAAUAGCGCAAUUAAAGGUUAAAACAGUACGAGCAACAAGUAGUCCAAUUGAUGGAGCGAAAAUUAAACGUGUGUUGGAAUACGAUAGUCCAGCAGAUGAAAUUAAUAAUACGGCAAUAUCUGAAACCGAUUCUAAUAAAGAUUUUGGCUUUAAAAUGCCAAUGAUCCCAACCAAAAAGUACAAACAGUCCAAAAAUCUUCAGAAUAGCGCGUUAGAAAUUGAACCCACGGGCCAAAUGCCAAGAAGAAGUAUGAGGUUAUCCAUGAAAAAGCAUGACGCUUCUAAUGUUUCUGAUAUGUCCUUUGAUUCUACAAUGACAAAAGAUGAGAGUAGUUUUAUACAGCAGCCAGAAGCGUCCGAACAAUCGGGAUUUUUAUUUGGUGAUCAGUUACCAAUAGCAACACCUAGAAGAAGUACUAGACUAAGCAAAAAACCAACUGAAGAUAUUGAUCUUAACACAACUAAAAAUUCUUGUGAUAUUUCAUGCUCUUCCCUACUGAAUUCUUCAGAACGAAAUCUUUUAAAUGCUGUAAGAAGCAAAAAGAAGAACAUUGCUGUUGUCAGGAAAAGCGUUGGAUUUAUUACAAAAUAUAAAAGUCCGAAAACUAAAAAGAAAAGGAAAGGAGCUAAAAAAUCUCCAGUGCAUAAGUUAAUUUCACAAUCAAAGAGUAGAGAUAGUCCUCGUACAGUCCAUUCCAAAGCGGUUUUAAAAAUUUUAAAUGAUGGAAACUUGAAAGACCUUGGAACGCUACAUUCCGUAGGAGCAAAAACCGGUGAACAGAUUUUAUUAUACAGGAAACUGAAGGGGUCGUUUAACGAAAUUGAAGAUUUAUCUCUAGUGCCUGGCUGGGGUACCAAGAAAUUUGAAAGAUUUAUGACAUUGAAUUUAUUAAAAAUGUAGUAAUUGAUAGUAUAUGUUUUAAUAUGUAGAAAUAUAUGUAAAUUAUUUUAUAAGUCAUAUAGUAAUAUAUAGUUUU
Sitophilus oryzae (rice weevil) is the source of this 2717-nucleotide messenger RNA. RefSeq names its product kinesin-like protein Nod (gene nod). The record is from RefSeq and is a predicted model, not a curated record. The transcript is spliced from 11 exons. The coding region runs from base 332 to 2641 and encodes 769 amino acids. Gene Ontology annotation, molecular function: microtubule motor activity; microtubule binding; ATP binding. NCBI's taxonomy places the organism in Eukaryota, Metazoa, Arthropoda, Insecta, Coleoptera, Curculionidae. Gene Ontology annotation, biological process: microtubule-based movement; mitotic spindle organization.